GCACCUGAAUGUUAGUUAGCUGCCACUCAAAGGGCUACUGAACAGUACACAUGUUCGUGCAUAUAUCAGCAUCACAAAGGCUUGGUCCAUAAUGAACUAGACCAAGUGAAGUACUUAAGGGGAGGAGACAAUGGAGGGAGAUGGCGACACUGUGACGGCACCGUUGCUGGAGUUCAUCGAUGACCGGUCAGCUGCCUCGGAGGAGCUGCUGCGCCGGGAGCCGGUGCCAUUCAACGUGCUGUCGCGGCUGGCAUUGUGGGAGGCCGGCAACCUGUGGCGCAUCUCAUGGGCGUCCAUCCUCAUCACGCUCUUCAGCUUCACUCUCAGCCUCGUCACACAGAUGUUCGUUGGCCACCUUGGUGAGCUGGAGCUUGCCGGGGCCUCCAUCACCAACAUCGGCAUCCAGGGCCUAGCCUAUGGCAUCAUGCUCGGCAUGUCGACUGCAGUGCAGACGGUGUGCGGCCAGGCCUACGGUGCGAGGAGGUACAGGGCGAUGGGCGUUGUUUGCCAGAGAGCGCUCCUACUCCAGUUUGUGACGGCCGUCGCCAUCGCUUUCUUCUACUGGUACUCUGGCCCAUUCCUGCGGCUCAUUGGGCAGGCUGAGGACGUGGCUGUGGCGGGGCAGCUGUAUGCUCGUGGGCUGGUGCCGCCGCUGCUCGCGUUUGCACUCUUCUGCCCGAUGCAGAGGUUCCUGCAGGCUCAGAACAUCGUCAACCCCGUGGCGUACAUGGUGCUUGCUGUGCUUGUCUUCCACAUCCUCAUCUCGUGGCUCGCUGUCUUCGUUCUCAGCUUUGGCCUUCUCGGCGCGGCUCUGACGCUGAGCUUCUCUUGGUGGGUGCUUGUGGCGUUGACAUGGGCGUACAUCAUCUGGAGCCCGGCUUGUAAGGAGACGUGGACCGGGUUGUCCAUGCUCGCUUUCAGAGGCCUCUGGGGAUAUGCCAAGCUCGCCUUUGCGUCGGCUGUUAUGCUAGCAUUGGAGGUCUGGUACGUGCAAGGAUUUGUGCUUCUGACUGGCUUCCUCCCCAACUCGGAGAUUGCUCUUGAUUCACUCUCUAUCUGCAUCAACUACUGGAACUGGGACUUCCAAAUCAUGCUUGGUUUAAGCUAUGCGGCCAGUAUCCGCGUCGGCAACGAGCUUGGCGCUGGCCAUCCAAAGGUCGCGAGGUUGUCGGUCCUGGUGGUCGUCACGGCGAGCAUCGCCUUCAGCAUUCUCGCCACGAUCGUCGUCAUGGCCCUCAGGUACCCGCUGAGCACCCUCUACACGAGUAGCACGACGGUGAUUGAGGCUGUCAUUGCACUGAUGCCAUUGCUGGCCAUCAGCAUCUUCUUGAAUGGGAUCCAGCCAAUCCUCUCAGGAGUGGCCGUCGGGAGCGGAUGGCAAGUCAUAGUUGCCUAUGUCAAUGUCGGGGCUUACUACAUCAUCGGUCUGCCAAUCGGAUGCGUUCUAGGGUUCAAAACAAGCCUGGGAGCAGCUGGGAUCUGGUGGGGCUUGAUCAUAGGGGUCGCAGUGCAGACGGUGGCACUGAUCGUCAUCACGGCCAGGACCAACUGGGAGAGCGAGGUGGAGAAGGCGAUCCAGCGGCUGCGGCACACCGCCGCAGACGAGGGUGGCAUGGUGGUCGACGGCGACGUCUAAUGACCGGGCCCAUGGAUGUGUCUGGGGCUCUGUUUGGUGGCCAUUGUUUGCUUUGCUAGGAGCACUCCCCAUGAGGAGGGAAGUAGUAGCUGGUGCCGAACUUUAUUAUCAAGAGGCCAUGGUGCCUUUCGGUUUGUGCAAUAAGUUGAAGUGAGAUGAUGGAAAGUUGAAAUGCCUUGACUUUUUUUUCGAGGAUGAACUUGUACUAGUUAAAUGGUAAUUAACCUUGGCUGCUGGACUAGAAAUGGUUUGAUUUCUUGAGCUCUUACGCAUUGAAUUCAUUUUAGAGAAGCUCUUACUAUUUGAUGACGCCCCCAAAUUAUUGUGGUCAAGGUGGACC
Messenger RNA from Triticum urartu, 1976 nucleotides. RefSeq names its product protein DETOXIFICATION 41-like. Gene Ontology annotation, molecular function: antiporter activity; xenobiotic transmembrane transporter activity. Lineage: Eukaryota; Viridiplantae; Streptophyta; Magnoliopsida; Poales; Poaceae. Gene Ontology annotation, cellular component: membrane. Gene Ontology annotation, biological process: xenobiotic detoxification by transmembrane export across the plasma membrane. The record is from RefSeq and is a predicted model, not a curated record.